AUGCAGUGGGCUACUAUCACCGCCGUUGCGCUCCUUGCGCAGAAUGUCGCCUCUCAGAACAUGCUUCGGUUUGCAUGCUCACAACUCGUUGUUGAUCGUGUCGACCCUCUCGUCAACCCAGGCAUGAAGUACACCCCUCAUCUGCACCAAAUCGUUGGAGGAAACUCUUUUACCACUGAAAUGGACCCCGCCUCAUAUGACUUGCCUUCUAAGUCAACUUGCACAUCGUGUAGCUUCAAGGAGGACUUGUCCAAUUACUGGACUGCUGUUAUGUUUUUCAAGGCAAAGAACGGGACCUAUAAGCGUGUCCCACAAGUUGGAAAUGGUGGACCCCAAGGAAAGUUGGUCAACAAAGGUGGUCUCGAUGUCUACUAUAUCCCAAGCGGAAAGACAACAGCAUUCAAAAAGGUUCGUUUGUCCGACUGGGAUCCAAUGGUAAAGCUCUAACAUGUUCUAGGGCUUCCGUAUGCUUGCUGGUACUGCAACCAACACUGAUCCCAACUCUGUCUCCAAAGGAAAUAUCUGUCACAGAUGCUGGACGUCAACAAAUGAGAACACUUUCGUUGGUGGAGCUCCAUGCAGCGGAAGUGACACUGUAGACAUUCCUCAGGAUCCCAAGUGCAAGAUGAUCCGUCAGACCAUUAUCUUCCCAGCGUAAGUUCAUCAGCCAUGGUAAGAUAUAUCUUCGCACUCACAUUGGUAGAUGUUGGAAUGGAAAGGAUUUGGACAGCCCCGAUCACAAGAGUCACGUCGCCUACAGUGGAUCCGGAGCAUCAGGGGGCGGUGCAUGCCCAAGCACACAUCCAGUCAAGCUUCCUCAAAUCAUGUACGAGCUCAUGUGGAAUGUUUCUUCAUUUUCAGACCAGAGCAUCUGGCCUGCGGACAAGAAACCACUUGUGUAUAGCAUGAACUUAGGGUAAGUUUCCAAUUUUUCUAGAAGAGUUUAACGUGAAAACCUAACAGGUGAUAUUAGUGGUCCAGCAGCUCACGGUGAUUACCUGUUUGGAUGGCAAGGCGACUCUCUUCAAAAAGCAAUGGACAACAACUGCAACCUUAACACCGACUGUCCCAAGGCUGGCCUCCAUGCCCAAACACCGGCCGUUUAUAAUGCAUGCACUGUUCCGCAACAAUCACCAGAGACAGUUGAUGGAUGUAAGUGGCAUCUUAACUUGUGGGGUUUUAGUAAUGAAAGCAAUACUGACUUCGCCCCUCUAGGGAUUGCGGAACUUCCAAUGGGAUCUGCGGCAAGGGCAGCAUGA
Hymenoscyphus albidus is the source of this 1259-nucleotide messenger RNA. The record is from the annotation of a GenBank genome assembly. NCBI's taxonomy places the organism in Eukaryota, Fungi, Ascomycota, Leotiomycetes, Helotiales, Helotiaceae.